AGCUCUGGUUAAGUUAAAAUUCCGAAAAUUAAGAGACAGAUUUACCACGUAGAUCGUUUAUCUGAAGCGACAAACUGAUUUUGAGGAAAUUCGGGAACUUUUGCGCAAACUGUGUGUUUGUUGCGUAAUCCUCGUCAGCUGAGCCGCAUGAGACAGCAAGGAGCUUCUCCUUGGCUGGAUUUAGAAGCUAAAAGUUGGAGGAAUUUAACAGAAAACGUGGACUAUAUUACUAAAUAGACACUUAUAAUUUAAAAAACGAUACUCUAACACAUACAAAGCAGGUACUGAUCCUUUCAUUGCGGUGGUAAAGACCGCUCAGUGUGAAAGAGGAGAUAUGUUGAUAAAGCUAAACACCCUAAAAUAAGAUCACCUGCUGUUUUUAAUGAUCAUCGCGUUGCAGGCUAAUAAAAAUGCUGUCAUUCGUGGUUGUAACGGAUUAGUAACAACGCCUCUUUUGGCUGAAAGCUCCAGUAAGCAGACUCAGAUCGACCUGCAAAUCAGAUCAGUAUCUAACACCUACUGAUCCUCUGUGACCUGUGGUGGUUUUGUUGCUGCACAAUUGCACUUUGACAACGUCUCAGUCAGGAAAGCAUGUUUGGUAUGUGACUGCUGAAACAUGCAGGUGUGUGAGACCACUGUGGCCCCUUUAAGUGAGCCUGCUUGGGAGAUGAUGCCUCAUAUAAUUUAGGCUGACCGUUUUGGUUUUGUGUUUAACACAAACACAACAAUCUCAGCGUGGGUGGUUUUUGAGGUCGACGCAAUGACUCUGUUUUCAUUCCGUGUAAGUGAUCACAGAGAUAUAAUAUCUUCAAAUUGAGACUAAAUCUGCCACUUUAACAGGACUGCACAGUAGUCACUCAGGCUGAGUUUUUAAAUGGGGCCAUCACAGUACUAACAUGACUCGUGAAGCAAAAGCAGUCCUUUUGUUGUUGUUGUUGCUUUGCUGCACAGUAUGUUUAACUUGUUGUUGUAGGAGAGAAGUUAGAUUAGGUUCAGGCUCCAAGUGCUUUAAAAUGUAAUUUUUGGGUGAACUGCCCCUUUAUGCAGCAUGAUGAAUCAGUAGUUAGUUGACAGUUGACUCUAACUUGUCCAUAGGUAAUGAAUGUGGCGUGAAUGGUUGUCAAGGAGUCUGCCUGUUGUCCUGUGACAACUGAGAUAGUCUGCAGCCCCACCUCAAGCUCCCUGAACUGGAUAAGUAGAAGAAAAUGGUGUUCGGUCUUUGCAGACCCUGAGAGAGCAAGUGGUAAAUUUACAGCAGGCGAGAGUACUCUGCUGCUCUGUGUCCAAUUAAGUAGUUUAAUGCAGCUCAAGUCAGAGCACCUUUCAUUAGAGAGAUUCAGGAGCUCCAUAUUUUCCACCUUUAGUUUUGAUCAGAGACUAAAUCCUCCCCACCAUCGAGGUCAGGGAAUGAGCCACUCACCAGCUGUUCCUUGCUAGAGGGGCUGUGUUCCUUCUUUAAAAUACCUUUGAUGGUGAUUUACUGCUUUCAUGUCAGGCAGCAUGCUCGGUCAGCUCACGUUUUUUUCUUUUUCUUCUUUGUAAACUCACGUGUGACUUACCAGUAAAAUUUUGAUGUCUUUCAUGCUCGAAAAUUCUUCCGCCAAGUGUUGAAAGACCGAAAGAGAGCGUUUUGGUUUAUGCACAGGCAUUAUUGAUGCUGUGUGUAAAUUAAUUGAGCCUUGGUUUAUUGCUAUAUUUUUGAAAUCCUCAAACUUUUAGCUGGGCCUUUUAUUCUUCUCAAACUUUCUGUCCUAUAUACAUUGUUACAAUAGUGUAUUCUAAUAUUUAACAUGACCAGGGGGGCAGAGCGAGGAUGAUGAAGGACUGCACUAAGGGUCAGUAUAAAACAGAUCAUUAUAUGGACGUAGAAAUUUUAUGAUGACAUAUUUAAUAACGUUCAGGCGUGCACUGCCUGUCGUACAUACUGAUCAUAAAUAGAACCCGUGUGUACCAUGAGACAGACACAAAUGACCAGGAUGGAUCAGAUCUCACAUUCGUCUUGGUGUGUGUUGCUCUAAAGCCUAAGAUUUUGACGCGAGGACUGCAAAGAUGCUUUUAUUCUCUCCCACUCUUAGCUGGGGUAUGUUUUAGAUUAGGAAGUUGUAGGAGUUGUCUACAUGUGAGGACAUGACAUGAAGGUCAAAUAAACUAGUUUCUUAUAGGGUCUUGUCCAGCACCUCCAAUGCAAACUCUCUACACACACUUAUUAUUUUGGACCGUAGUCUAAAAUCACAUGGAGCUGUACAGACCACAAACAGAUACUUUCCUAAUUUGUUUCCCUAAUUUUGCACAGACAAGAUUUUAGUUCUACUUGUUAAUGCAGCUAAUAGUUUAUCAUUGUGGUUAAGUGGCAUAUAUAAUAAGUGGGACAAAGUUCAGUGUGACCACCUAUAGCAGAUGACCUUGGGGGAUUGUAUUUGUUUUUAUCGCUGUGACACAAACACGGAGAAAAACUCCCUCUCCCACUAAAGACAAUAAAACUGCGCCUUGUGUGAGGAAAGCAUGCAUGUAGCUGCCUUUCAUAGGUUGCCUUACUGAAUGCUUCAUGUUAGUGCACACUUUGGAGGGCAAUAACAUGUGUCUAUUUAAAUGCCUUUUUGCAUAAGAAAACAGGAUGUAGAUUUUAAAAAUCCUCUUUCUUUCUCCGCAGGAUAUGAUUUGCUUCAAUCUCCACAUCAUUCAGAUUAUUGUUUAUUUAUUUAUUUUUUACCACCACUUUUUUCACCAGGAGUAAAAAAAUUGUUUACUGUAUGCUUAAAGGCGAUGUGGGACAAUUAUCAGCGACCACGAUCGUGAUUAAGCUUUCUGCGGUACAGCACAGACAUGCACAUCUUUGCCCCUUGGUCUUCUGCUUAGCUGCAGCAGCAUAGCCCACACCAACUAAACCUCAAGGUGCUGCUCCUCAGCCCAAUAACACUUUGGCACUGCAGCGCCGCCCUUCUUGCUCACGCCUGCGUGUGAGCCACAGAGACACAUCGCGGCGUCAUUGGACAAAACCGGGCGAUAUGUAAGAGCGGCACCUGCACGUGUGUUUGCAUGUGAGCUGGGCAGGCUUUGCUAGUCAGGACAUGAUCCGAGCUGUUUGUCCCACUUUUUGUGCAGUUUUUUCUUCUUUUUGGUUUUUCUGUCAGAGUAUAUCAAUUAAUAUAAUCUUCAAGUAUUUCUGAUUAAUAUCUGAUUUGGGUUAGAUGGUUAUAGUUAUUGCCUGUUCGUAAAUUUAGAAAAGGUGCUAUAAACCCUCGCUGUCUGUGUUUAUGUGAUCGUAUAACAUUAAAAGAACUGGAAAGAAAGUUAAAUAACCGAAUAAGGGUGGGAAAAAACUCGGUUAAAAUACGUGUUGCAAUAGUUUUUUUUAUAUCUUAUUUAGGUGAACAUGUAUAUAACUCGGUCAACCAAUGAGAGCGCAGAUAGUUUUCAGGAACACGCCCCCUCGCGCUGUAAUAUUAAUAUUCAUGAGGUCAGACUCAGCCGGCCAAUCAACACAAAGCCAACAGGAGGUUUUUUCACAAGGAGGCGCGGUUUGUUCUAAAAAACAAAAAACCAAACCUUUCGACUGUCACGGUUACCGAGGAAGUGGGUUAGAGAAGCUCUAGUGGAUGCUAUCGCGGAUAAAAUUCGUUUGAGUGGAUUUUGAAGCAGUCUGUGACGGCGGUUCAGCGGGCUGAGGAGCUGGCGUUAUCAAGCUAACGAGCUAACCCGCCGUGUUUGCAUCUUUUUUUUUGCACUUGCUCCGCGGUGAACUUUGAAUAAUAAAGAGACAAUAAAAAAGAAUUAUAAAAAUGUCUGGAGAGCCACUUCUCGUCACGGUGGAGACUGCCGCUGGGGCCCCGAGUUCAUUCCCGCUGGUUUUGAAGAAAAUAAUGGAAAUGCCUCCGCCGAAUAUACUGGACGGAGACGACGACACCGACAAGGAAAAGCUGUGUCUUGGAGACACCGGUGACUUGGGUGGAGGAGGGAGUGACAUGGGUCCUUCGGCCGCUCUGACCCCAGCUAUCUGGGAGAAAACCAUCCCCUAUGAUGGUGAGAGCUUCCACCUGGAGUACAUGGACCUGGAGGAGUUCCUCAUGGAGAAUGGCAUUCCCACGUCACCAGAGGAGAACUUAAAGGGCACGCCAGAAGGAGACGCCAUGAAGACGGAGAACCAAAAGGCUACGUCCUCUGCACAGACAAAGAUCACCAAGCUAGUGUCUCCAUUGACUCUGCUGCCCAUUCAGGAGCUGGACAAGAGUCAGGAGGAAGUGGUGAUCAUCACAAAGAGUGAUUCUGACAUCACCUGUGAUGUUGUUACAGAGGUGACCACUGACGAGGACAGGGUGACUCCUGAGCCCAUCAUCCCUGAAGAAAUUGAGGUUGAGGUCAACUACGAGCCAGAUCCUACAGAUUUGGUCCUGUCGAGCGUGCCCGGGGGCGAACUGUUUGACCCGCGCAAACACAAGUUCUCUGAAGAUGAUCUCAAGCCACAGCCUAUGAUUAAGAAGGCCAAGAAGGUGUUUGUACCCGACGAACAGAAGGAUGAGAAAUACUGGCAGAGGAGGAAGAAGAACAACGUGGCGGCUAAACGUUCCCGCGACGCCCGCAGGCUGAAGGAGAACCAGAUCACUGUCCGAGCUGCGUUCCUGGAGCGUGAGAACACGGCGCUGCGGACGGAGGUGGCCGAGCUGCGGAAGGAAUGCGGCCGCUACAAGAACGUUGUGGGGCGAUAUGAAAACAAAUACGGACCACUGUAAGGGACGAGGAAAACACACAUGCGAAUACACAAAAGGACAUGCAAACCGAACAGUGUCAAUAUUUAGAAAGAUAGAUAUUUUUAAGACCUGAUCUUUUGCCAUGUGACCGGAUACAAACCUACCGUACCGCUGAAGAGAGGGAUGGCCUUAGCUGGAAGAGAGGGGGAGGAAGAGGGGAGAAUGAGACCCCUGUAUAGCCUACACUGUGAUGAAAGUCCGUCAGGGGGGUUGAUUUGAAUAAUUGUGAGUGUAUUUGGUGAACAAACCUGCUUUCAUUUGAGUCACAAUAACGUGAGAAUGAGUAAAACAGCAGAGGCUUUCCUUCCAUGUGGUACCUAAGAAGGUAAAGGGAGAGGAGCCUAAAGCCUCACUCAGCCUUCAUGUUGGAUAUUCUACUUUACAAUAACUUCUUGGUAGUCCCACACACCAGCCUUCAGAGCUGCCAGUUGCUGAUGGAAACAUUGCUUAAUACUGGCCUCUCUUCUCCCCCCUUCCUUCAUUGUCAUUCAUCCUUGUUCUCUUCUCUUUUAAGAGCGGUGCCAGAUGACGAAUAGACAACAGUUGAUUUAUUCAUUUAUUUUUCCUAAUGAAUAAAUAAAUCCUUUGGUUGUUACAUGGAAGAAGAGGAUGAAGAACAGACGAGCAUGUGUGAGGGCCGAUGCUGCCAGCGAGAUGUUAUAGCAUGUUAAGAUAUCAAUUUUUUAAAAAUCAUUAUUAUUAUAUUUAGCAUCUGUGCAAGUGAGAGGGGUGUGUGAGGAUAUUCAAGUGCUUCUUUGGUGCACCUCGCUUCUGAGGUGUCAUUUUUUUAUCAUGUUUUGUACGACUGAUGCUGAGAUGAGAUUGUUUGUGAUGUUCGGGCUUUGAUUUCUACAUACAGUAGGUUUGGUUUUGUUUUUUAGGUGGCACAUGUAAUGGUUUAGGCUACAUGGCUUCCUUAUUGGGGUUUGCAGGUUGCUUCCAGCAGUUUUCAUAGCAGUUUUAUAUCAUAAUGUAAGAGAUUGUGCAAAGAGUUGGGCUUUUCUUUACCCACAAAGACUUCUUUUUUUGACUGUGACAUUUCCAAUAACCUAAAAGCUUCUUCAGGGGAUUUCUGUGACUUGGCAGGAAAAA
Messenger RNA from Haplochromis burtoni (Burton's mouthbrooder), 5837 nucleotides. It is a transcript of the gene tefa, whose product is annotated as TEF transcription factor, PAR bZIP family member a. The coding region runs from base 3780 to 4727 and encodes 315 amino acids. NCBI's taxonomy places the organism in Eukaryota, Metazoa, Chordata, Actinopteri, Cichliformes, Cichlidae. The transcript has 4 exons. Gene Ontology annotation, biological process: regulation of transcription by RNA polymerase II. The record is from RefSeq and is a predicted model, not a curated record. Gene Ontology annotation, molecular function: DNA-binding transcription factor activity, RNA polymerase II-specific; RNA polymerase II cis-regulatory region sequence-specific DNA binding. Gene Ontology annotation, cellular component: nucleus.